AUGUGAUUGGUCUAUCCCGGUUUGGUUUAUUAAAGUCUCCUUCACUUCAAUUUCUGUUUGGUUUUAUUUACCGGAUUUGAGAAACCAGAACUGAGGCCGACCAACCGGUAACGAUGUCGCCGCCGCCGCAACGUAUCGGCUUGCCAUGGCCUGAGCUUAACGAUGGUUUGGCAUACAAGGAUGCCAUCUCUUCUUCUGAAUCAGAGUUAACGACGGUGUCAGAAUUCUACUUCACCAAAUACAAGAGUUCAGCUCCAUUGCUAGGGUUCUUACUCUUCUUCUUCCUCUACUCUUCGUCUACAAUAAUAUCGUUCUUACUUUCCAUUCUCUUUAAUCAUCUUUCGUUCCUAGGUGGAUUCAACGAAUCCAAAACGGACAGGUUUAUACAAAUUGACGGUGAAGUUGUAAAAGAUCCCAACACACUUCUUAGGAGUGGUUCGAAAUUAGUUUACAGUAGGCUUCCUUGGAAGGAACCUGACACGCCAUACUCGCUUGAAGUUUUGUAUGAAGAUGAUGAUUUGAUCGCUUUAAACAAGCCUUCUGGACUUCAAGUAUUGCCCGGAGGACUUUUCCAGCAACGGACUGUGUUGACGCAGCUGCAGUGGUGUUUUGGUAAAAAUGACUCUUACAUCGGAUCGCGUGAAUCACCACAUCCUGUCCCUGUACAUCGACUGGGUAGAGGAACUUCAGGUAUACUUCUCUGUGCAAAGACCAAGCUGGCAAAAACGAAACUUGCAGCGUAUUUUGCUGAGGGAACAUCUCUUGUCGGCUCCGGCAACCUGGAUCAAGAGUGUGGAACAGGAAGAAAACUAUCAAAGAUAUAUCGAGCACUAGCAGAUGGUAUAGUUGAAGAAGACGAGGUAGUAAUCAAACAGCCUAUAGGAGUGGUUCGAUAUCCUGGGGUCGCACAAGGAUUAUAUGUUGCUUCUCCGGAAGGGAAACCUGCUUUCAGUAAAGUAUUUGUUCUGGAGAGGGACAGGGAAAAAAAUUGCUCGCUUGUUAAGGUAGAGAUACAAUCUGGAAGACCACAUCAAAUCCGGAUUCAUCUUGCAUACAUGGGACAUCCCUUGGUAGAGAUGACGAUGUUUACUGGAUCUGAGUGCUUACGUGCUGAUCAAAGUGCAGGGGACCCUCUUUAUGUAGCGGGCGGCCAACCAAAGUGCUUUGAUCCCGAUCUUGUAGAUGAUGCCGCAGCCUUUGCCGAAGAUGGAGGUUACAGAAGGCCAAAUCAGGCUGUUCCUGGGGAUUGUGGAUAUCAUCUGCAUGCUCAUCAAGUAGAGCUACCAAACCUGCUGAACACUCAUAAGGUAGUAAAAAUUGUAGCACCGCUGCCACCAAUUCUCCAAACAAGAUGUGAGACGUAAGAAAAAGGUUUAUCCUCCUGCAAGUGAAGUUGC
Molecule: messenger RNA, 1397 nt
Organism: Arabidopsis thaliana (thale cress)
Lineage: Eukaryota; Viridiplantae; Streptophyta; Magnoliopsida; Brassicales; Brassicaceae
Product: Pseudouridine synthase family protein
Exons: 13
Coding region: 114-1364 (416 amino acids)
Biological process (GO): pseudouridine synthesis; RNA modification
Molecular function (GO): RNA binding; pseudouridine synthase activity
Source: RefSeq, marked reviewed